AAUCCACAUUGUAAUCUGAGAUAUUUACAUAUAAAUUAGGGUCUCUCCACAAUUGCCGUUCUCAUUCUCCGACCACCGUCCCUCGUCUGCAUGAUCGCCAUCUCAAAAUUCGGCUCCCGACACGUGCAGACGCGCAGGCGCGGCGCGCUGUUGUGCUGUCACUCGAAAGACGGCUUUCCGUGUCCGACCCGCCUUCACUUGUGCUGCGGUGGAAGAUUGAGAAGGAGGAAGAAGCGCCACGAAAUCGACGAAACGAGAGAGGGAAGAGACUUCGCCAUCGCGGCGGCGAAGGCGGCGGCGGUGAAGGAGGAGGUCGGGACGCCCAGCGGCGAAGGGGGCGAAACGAAAUCGACGGCGCAAAAGGGGGCGGGGGGGCGUCGAUCGAAGAGGCUAGGGUUUGCAGAGGGAAGAUCGAGGAGGGAAUAGAGGUUAGGGAUUACCCGCCUGCGAGGACGCUGUCGGAGGAUUCUGGAGCUCGUGGCAAGUGAGGCACAGCUACAAUAGGGGCUUCUUGGGCUCUUCUACAUGGCCUCCUUGUAGCUGGCUCUUGACUUGGCAUUGGGUUGCAAGCUGUUCCUUCCAAGUAUCUCAAUUGUGCAGCUAUAUACCUCUUAUCAACUAGGAUGGUUGGGGCAGACCAAAAAAGAAAAGAAACUGGGUUGGCUGGGACAGACCCAAAAAGAAAGAAAACCAGGAUCGUUGAGCAACUAUUUGAAGUUGGACAGGAGGCUGAGAUGAGAACUUUCGCCCCUGGUUUUCGAGGUGCUUGGUUUCGUUGCAAGAUAAAGAGGAUUACAAAUAGACAGGGGAACCUACGGGUGGCUUUGGAAUACAUUGAUUUUCCAGAUGAAAAAAUAUCGUGGACUAAAGUAUUUCAAAGGCCACCCUACUUUCCUGCUGAUGCUAAGCUAAAUCAGAAGAAAGAAUUGAUGGUGCGCCCUCGCUUUCCUUCCGUCUACCAUAGAAGUGAGAUGCCUGAUGUCAGAUCCAUCUCAGAGGUGGCAGUCAUUGUUGAUGAUGACUGGAAGGUGGGAGAUUUGGUGGAUUGGUGGUUUGAUGACUGUUAUUGGUCUGGAAGAGUAACAGAAGUGUUGGCGGACAAAAAGUUCCAGAUUGAGCUACAUCCUCCUCCAGCGGGUGAAGGACAAUCGUAUGAAGCUUUGUCCAAGGACCUAAGGCCAUCUUUGGAUUGGUCUAUUGAAAAUGGUUGGAUGGUGUGUUCACCGCAUUGUGCUCAGUUGACCAAGCCUCUCCAUGAAGGUAGGUCGUUACCCUCUGCUGAUAUGUCCAGGCUGCAAAAAGUGCCUUUGAACAUAAAUGCCCCUGAGAAAUCACCUCCAGAGACGCACACAAAUUCCGAGAAAUCACCACCAGAGAUAUAUGAGAAUUCUGCAGUGGCCAGCAGUGGCCUUGGAAAGGCCAAUAGCUGUGAUGGUGUUUCUAGUUCUAAUAUAAGGGUUGCAUCAGCAGAAAUGGAAGUGAGUGUUAGUAAGGAAAACCAUGAUUGUGAUCUACACUGUCCAGAGAAGCUGAAAAGUGAUGAUCACACAUUGUUAAAUUCAAUGUUCUCUGAUACAUUGGAAGAUGCAAUUAUAGACCUUGAGGAACUUGCAAACCGGGUGAUAUGGCUCAAAGAUAUUUUACAGUUUGGGGGGCAUCCAUCAAAGAACUCAAAACCUUCAUGGAAGUUCUUAGAGCUUCGUGCAUCGGCCAAUUCAAAAUGAGCACAUCAUUGAAGGACGAUGUGGAUACUUUCAAGGUGGGGAGAGUCCAUUUGCUGAACCUACUGGAUCCCCAAAAUUUUGUGUUAUUCGUUGGUCGAGAUGAUGCCCAAACUUACAAACAGCGCAGUGUUUUUUGAAGAUGCAGCUUGUGAGCCCCACCUUCAUGGAGAGUUUGCUUAAAUGACGAUAAGUUUCAUGUUACUACUUCUGGACUGGCUCCAGCAUAUCCUCCAGGCCAUUUUCCUUUCCAGUUUCUAGUGGAAGGGUCUUGAGCAAUGGGAGUCCAUUUUUGACAGUCAGGGCUCUUUGCAUUUUGUAAGAAGCAAAAUAGGCCCACGAUUGACGGAGAAAAAGAAUGGCCUUAAAAUUGACCGUCUGUUUACUGGUGGCCCUGUUCAUUGUCUCGGGGGAUUCUGAGUUGGACAAUGACGAAAAAUUGUGACAUGCUCGCUACAUUUAUUCGCUCAUAUUAGCUUCUCUCCAUUUCUCUG
Messenger RNA from Eucalyptus grandis, 2215 nucleotides. RefSeq lists its product as uncharacterized. The coding region runs from base 624 to 1724 and encodes 366 amino acids. The record is from RefSeq and is a predicted model, not a curated record. Lineage: Eukaryota; Viridiplantae; Streptophyta; Magnoliopsida; Myrtales; Myrtaceae. The transcript has 10 exons.